CACUGACGAUACGCGAAUGUAAAGGUGAAGCUUACCGACUUGCAGUGACAUCAGUGUGAAGCAGCAUCAACGGCAAGCAAUAAAACAACACCUAGAAAGUGAGGUUAAUUUAGGAAAAACCAGAUCGUGCACCGAUGGGACUGUAGCCUCGACGCGAAACAAGUGUGUGCGUGUAGCGCGAAAUUUAUGAAAACAAAAUAAACAUGGAGAGUGACACCAAAUCGGCUCCGGACUCCGCAGAAGUGUCUCUGCGCAGCCCUGGAGAGCCGGAAACGACCAUACUGGAAGAGCAGCGGACGGGUAUCGUAGCUAAGCUGAGUGCUGCAUCGGCUGCCGUUGCUGUGGCGGCAUCCGAAAAGUCCACCACCGAUCAGAGCACCUUUGCCGAAAAUUUGGAGAGUACGCUCAAGGAGAAGAACGUUCCGAUUCAGAAAAAACUCUCCCAUGAGGAGGAUGAAGGUGCGGAGGAGGAGGAGAUAGAGGAAGAGGUUGAAGAAGAGGUUGAAGAAGAGGAGGAAGAAGAGGAGGAGGAAGAGGAAGAGGAGGUGUCUGUAGAGGAGCAGAAGAAAACAGUUGAUCCACAGCCUCCGGUAAGUAAGGUGACGAACGAAGAGCCUGUGAAACAACUGCCAGUCGAGUCAACGCCAAGUGCGCAAGAUAAGGAAAAAGAUGAUCCAGCUGUUGGAGACACUGUAGUCGACGCUUCUACUAAGGACGCGCAAACCCAAGAGCCUAAAGAAGAAAAGAAAGGAGAUCCGUCCAUUGACGUACCAGAUUCAUCGAAGGCGUUGUCGCUGGAAGUUGCUGCUGUCGGAGCGCCAGCCAGUGACCAAGAAUCAACGCUCGAGUCGAAAGAGUAUGGCGAUAAGCCGAUGGUGCCACCGCAGACUUACCUCUGGGAGGAGGUUAAGAAGUCCAAGGAACAGGGAGGGUAUCCAUGGACUCAUUUGUACAAAGGAGACCUGGAGGAAGGUGCGGAAGGAGCACAACCGCCAACGGUCGAAUCACCUGCGUCGAACCGGCGUCGUAAAGGCGAAGAGCAAACCGUAGAGGAGGAAGAACUUUCAGCCGAAAAGAAGGUUAAGGUACAGAAUGGAGAACAUCGCCCAACCGAAGACCACCCGAUGGAUGUCGAUGAGGCGACCACAUCGAAUGGACAUUGCGAAGAGCCACAGGCAGAUCAGAUUACCGAAGGAGGACCAAGCGAAUCGAAGCCACAGUCUCCACGACGCAGCAGAAAGCGUGCAGCGUCCCACGAACCGGAAACGGGGAGUCGGCAUUCGGUUAAGGAAGAGAUCAAACACUUUCUCGAUGGGCAUCCGUCUAUUCGCAGCUUUAGCAACAGUCUCACACGCCAGGGCAAGAAAACGCGCACCUUUGUCAGCCGCUCGCUGGAACGGGCCAAAUCGAUGGCCGAUCGGCAGAUCGAUCGUGCCCGCGUGCAGAUGAACACUCUGCGCCGCAAGAAGGCUGCAUCGGAGCCGCGUGGAUUUCCGGAUCAAAAGAUUCUGAAUCUGCGGGAAUCGCCACGGUUGAACAACCGCGAAAUUCCAGCGUAUGUUGUGCGUCAACCGAGUGACGAGGUGAUUGAAGUAGUGGACGAAGAUAAAAUUGUAAAGGUAACGGUGGAAACGGAAGCAUCCAAGAGUACCGUGGUUGUGCCGGAUGAAAUUAUAGAGCUAAUGCAGGAUAAAGCGGUUCAACCUGCGGAAUCGGUGGAAGAACCACUGAUGGUCGUGGAGGAUGAUCGAUAUGAAAUAAUUGAACCACCAAAGACGGAGGUUGUCGCAAGCAUCGAACAACAACCAGCACCAGUUGUUGAGUCUCCGAUCGUACCCGUGAAAGCCAAACCACCGCAGAAAGCGCCGCGCAAGAAGAAGGAACAUCAUUACGAAGAUAUUGAAGAUUUUGAGCCGCAAUCGACGAAGGACGCUACACCGGAACCCACAGUGCCGGGCGUAGAUCAAAAACUACAGCGUCAGGAACAUAUCAAGGAAGAAGGGUUAGAUCCCAUCAUUGGAGAAAUGCUGGGCAAUGACAAGAUCAAGAUAUCGCUUCAACUUCAGGACGAAAAGUUCGUAGACGACAUGUUCGGUCGGAGAAAGCAUCUGGACGAGAUACUGCAACAAUCGUCCGAAGACGAACGGGAAAAGGAACCGGUGAAACUAGCGAGCAAAGGUCUGCUUGCACCCAUAUCAUCGAUCGAUUCGACGUCCUCGGACGAGGAGGCUCGCCGCUCUCAUCUCAGCACACUGGCGGAGGAAAGCGAUACGGCCAGCAUCGAUGGAGGUACUCCGUGCAAGAAGCAGGACUCGCUGAAAGAUUCGGAGCUUCCUCCGGUGGAAGAGUGCAGUAAAGAGUUGGAACUAACGCCUGCCGAGGAACAUCUGCUAAUGGAAGCGGAAAAGACGAAUGCGGACCGUUCGCCCAAACAGGACGCAGGUCAACCGGCAGCUACGGCAGAACCGGAACCGGCUGUACCAGUGGUGGACACGGAACAACCGAAGGUUGACACUCGUUGGUCAAAAAUGAGUGAUCACGAGUACGAGCCCAUUGGAGAACCGGUUGAUGCCGGCAAGCCAUCUACCAAGGAUGGGUUGUUGGCCGUGUCCAGCAAUGUUCAACAGCAACCGAACGGCCAGAAUCGUAAGCUGUCAAAUGCUUCGUUCCUACGCGUUCCGGGCAACGAUGAGGGCGAUACGAUCAGCAUGGAAGAGCUCCAAAAGUCAAUCGAAGAUCGCUACUUCAAUCUUCCCACAGAUGCUGCAGCUCCCGAAGGUGCAGAAGGCACGACGGCCGCAUCUGCCGCAUCGGAACCACCGAACGAGAAGACAAGCAAAGUGAAGGCGGCAAUGGCGAAGGCUCAAAACAGCGGCAAACAGGCGAUGGCUAAGGCACAGGAAAGUGGCAAACAGGCAAUGGCCCGUGCACAGGAAGGUGGCAAAACGUUACAGAAGAAGCUAAUACAGCAGACCGAUCGCUUCAAGACGAAGAUGUCCAACAUUAAGCUAAAGAGCAGUAAAGAAGUGGCUCCGCUAGCAAGUCCGGAGAUAGUAACAACUCCCGAGUUGGAGAAGUUGGACUUUACGCUGGCCGUUCCCAAGGAUGAAGAGCAGCCCACACAGGAGCCAGAUGCUGAAGGAUCACCUGUCGUGCCGGUAGAAGAAGCUGCAGCCGUAGCGGGAGAGGAUGAAGCCGCUCCCACUAAGAGUGGUACUAAAUUUGGAAAGCUUAAGAACAUGCACAUGCCGAAGCUUCAAAAGCCUGAGUUCAAGCGUCCAGAGUUUACAAAAAUCUCCAAACCGAAGAUGCCGAAGCUAAAGACACCCGAUAUGUCUAAGUUCAAGCGCCCUGAGAUGCCCAAGUUCCUUACCGAGAAGCCCGACUUUAGCAAGAUGAAGUCGGACUUGGCGAAGAUUAAGCUACCACGCAGUAAAUCCAUGAAGGAACCGUCUCCAUCCGGUGCAACUAGUGCAGCGUCACCUUCCGACGCUUCGGUGAUGGGCGAGUCGGUCACAUCCCCAACCAAGGUGAACUAUACUGAUUUCAGUACGUAUCCACGCAUUUUCGAUAAGUUUAAGCGUCAAAAGUCGGCUCCCAGUGGGCAGGCUAGUGUUCGUGCGGGUACACCACCUCCGCUCGAAUUUACGAAGGCAGCUAAGACAACGCGCCCCAAGGGAACGUCUCUGGUGUCGCGCUGGACGUCCGAAAAGUCGGAAGACACAGAUAGCAACCGUUUCCUGCAGUACACCGGCAGCGAGCUGGAUGAGCGGGAAACGUCCGUAGAGCGACGCAUGCGCCAGGAACUGGAACGGGCCGAAUUCGAAGGCCCAGAGCUGGCCGUAACUGAGGAACAGAAGCAGCUCGAGGAAUAUGACAAAGAGAACCGCGAAAUUCAUCAGCUAUCGGCGGCUCGGCACGAAGAGUUCCUGAAGCGCAAGCCACCGAUGGAGCGUCAGGAGUCGGAUCUUGCCUCGGAAGAGGAGAAACAAUUCUGGGCCAGCUCGCUUGGUCAAAAGAUUCGCCAGAAUAUCGACAUGAACAGCAACGAUCUGGACUUCCUGGACGAGGAGGAACGUCUGAUGGUGGCCAAAGAAGAUGAGGCCAUCGAUCAGGAGGCACGCGAACAGGCUCGUUACCUGUUGGAGUUGAGCAAGCAGCGCACCGAAAAGGAGCUGGAACGUCGUUCGUCCACACCGUACACGAACCAAGAGUGUCAGUCUUCUGGCAGUUCCAGUGUGCGCCGUCGAAAGGGUGUGCUGGAGGAGAUCGAUGAUGAUGAGUUCUUCCUACGCCAGAAGGGUAUUUCCAAGGACAAUAUCCAGAUGGGCGAGUACAUCAGUUCCGCCAUUAAGGAGGGUUUGAGCCAGCCAAAGAACGCACUGGCAGACAUGGACCGUUACGAUUACUACGAUGAAGAGCUCGACCGAGAGCAGGACGGUAUGCGCAGGUACUACCAACCGAGCUUCGAAUCCGACGACGUUUCCAACCAGCAGAGCUCCUUCACUGACGAGUACCGUGGUGGUAAGGGUGCUGACUUCUAUCGCACCUUCCCACCGGAUCGUCCAAACCGUAAGCAGAAAAAGGCAACAGAUCAAACCGUCCCACAGGACGAUCAGGACUAUGGCCUAGAGGACGACGAAGAAGAGGAAGACCUUGGGUUCUUUGAUCGCCAGCGUACGAAGUAUGGCAGUGAGCAACCGCAACUACUGCAAUCGGCAGCCGCACGCUACAUGGACGACGAAGACGACGCAUCGGCCAUUGGUGGUUCCCUGCCACGGCAAGCCAUGCUGGCCGGUACGGUUGUCCCGCCAACUCCACCAACACGUCAUCGCAAGAAGCGCUUCCGUGAUGUGACACCAUCGGACGUAGGACCAUCAUCAUUCACGAACGGCGGUUUCGCCGUAGGAAAGUCCAUCUCCAAUAACUUCAUCUCCGGACCACCUCCCACGACAACGAUGGCUUACCGUGCGGAAGUACCACUCGCUCGGGAGGAAAGCUUUGGUACGAUUCCAGCACCGACACCGCGACGUUCGCGCUCACGAUCUCAGAUUUCCAAGACCCUCGACGAUGACGAUCGUGUUUCACGUGGCGCUGAGUCUCUGAUAGGAGGAAUUAUCGAUCGAUCGCCUGUCCCAGGUAGGGACUCCUAUUCUUACGAAAUUUCCGAAACCAAUGGAUAUGCCACUGUACGCAAAGAAGCACCACCGCGUCCACCGGCACCGAUUCGACGUCGAAAGUCGACAAGAUCGCUCGACGCACCACCACCGCGUCCGUUCAACACCCUACCCAACUACCAUCACUCAGUGUCGCCCGUCCGGCCACAGCGCAACUACAGCACCAUUAACCCGAACCGUCCACCACGCAGGAAGUCCGUCACCAGCUUGACCGGUGAGCAGCAACUGAAAUCGUCCAGUCUUAGCAAGGACGAUGUAGCGCAGUAUGAGGACGUGAUCGAUCCGGCGCCUCCACUGGGACCCAAACCUCCCCUGCACUCGGGUGACAUUGCGAACAAAAUGAAGGAUCGUCCACUGCCACCUCCACCGCGUCCCACGCGUAAACCACGUCGCCCGGACGGUAGUGAUCAUCACGAUCUGGAUGGAGGAGCCGAAAGAAUGGUGUUUUCCUUGCACGAUACCUCCAUCGAGGAGGUAGAGACGGCCACCCAAACCGAUCCGGUCUCGGAAGACUUUGGGUUGGACGCGGAAAUAGCGGCCGUUACGGAGCGAGCAGCCCGGGCCCACGAUGGUGAUCAGUUAGAGGGCGCAUUGAACCGAUUCCGGGAAGGUAACGCAAAGGCACUCUCCGAGCGUCCUAAAUCAUCGCGCUCUGGUAGUCGUCCGGAGACACCGGCCUCAAUUCUGAUCGAGCGAAAGGUAUCGACGCCCUCGCUAAACCAUGAAUCUAUUGUGGAGGCCUCGCUAACAGUGCAGCCGCUGGAGGAGUUCGAUGACGAUCAGUACAUCGCGGAACUGGUGAAAAAGUACGUUUCGGAAGAGCGCAAACCGGAACCACGCAAGACAGACACAUUCGAGCGACGGUUCCGCAAGAGCACAAACAGCUUAACGCGGGAGGACGAAAUUCGUCCAGUCGAAGUGAGCAACACGCUACGGACCCCUACGAUGCGCUCGUCGCGCACUUCCGUAGAUGGACGACUGUCGGCGACCACUCCAGAACCUUUACGCAACGUCGAGAUCGCACCUAACGUGAUCGAAGAGAUUGUGGAGCGACUGCGUACGACGGAACAGCAGCAUAUCGAUGAGCUCCACAAACUCCACCAGCAACAGUUAGAAGAUUUGCGUCGUCAGCACGAAGAUCAGAAGCGGCUGCAGGAACAAAAGCUCGAGGAACAGCAGCGACAGUUGCUCGAUCAGCAGAACCAACAGUUGCUUCAGACACAGCAGCUCAAAGAGCAGAUCUUGCAACAGCAAGAGCACCAGAAGAUGUUGCUAACACAGCAACAGAAUCAACAGCAGCAGUUACUUGUGGCACAACAACAGCAACAGCUCCUGAUGGAACAGCAGGAAAAGGAGCGUGAGUUGCAGCGUGAAAAAGAGCGCGAACUGCUAAAAGAGCGUGAACAAGAGCUAGAACGCGCAAGAGAGCGAGAACGAGAGCUGCAUCUAGCUCGAGAACUGGAGCUGCAGCGUGCCCGAGAAGUUGAACAGCAGCGUGCUCGUGAUUUGGAACAGCAAAGGAUACGCGAGAUGGAGAUACAAAGGGCACGGGAGCUCGAGCACCAACGGCUACGUGAGCUCGAGAUUCAGCGAGCGAUCGAGGCAGAACAAGCCCGCCAAAGAGAGGUUGAGCUGCAACAGCAGAAGGCUUCGGUCGUGCAGGCAGCUUCGAAAGAACCCAAAGAUCUACCACUUGCCAGCGAAGGAACUGCCCAACAGAAAGUAGCAACUAAAUUGGAUGAACCUUUGACAACCGCUCCUCUGGUAGAUGGCGCUCCAGCCUCUUCCUCGGUGGACGUUGUAGAUGGAGCCGCUGCUCUGACAACUCCAUCCGGCCUGCAAACGGAUCAACCUCCGAUAAGACCUCCUCUGCCUUCAAUGACGACACCAUUCGUCUACCAUCCAGACUUUUUGUCCUACCAUGGUGUUUCACCGCCAUCGGCAGCUGCUGCUGCCUCUUACCUAAUGCGUGGCGUUCCCUCGGAUGAGGAUCUCGGAAUGACACCAUCAGCACCGCAGCGCCGUCGCCGUCACCAUCGCUCGAAACGGGAAUCUACCUCGGAGGAGGACUUCCAGCGGGAACAACGUCGUCAUCGACACGGUACCCGUUCACCGGAACCCUCCAUCCCGACGCUCGGUGGACAGCUGGUGCGAGCGUGUGGUUCCUCCAUUCGACAGACUGGCGAUGAUCUGAUGGCGAUGCUGCGCGCUAGCAGCAAAGACGAAAACAAGCGCGAUCUCCACAUUGCCAUCAUCAUACUGAUCGUGAUUGUGGCGGGUUUAAUGGCGCUCGGCAUGAGCGGUGAAAAGGCAGUUCACCAUCACCACUGGGACUACUUUAGCCCGCCGGGGCAUGGUAGCAGUGCGUAGAGCUACAAUUCGCCUUAGCGUGUGGGUGUGUGUUCGUUUUUAUUACUGAUACGACGAUUCCCUCGUUUUCCUUCACAGCGAAAAACUUUACUAAUGUAGACAUUUAGUACACACAACGUACUCAUGCAACUCAAAAACAUUUUUAGCGGUUUUACGAUACAGCAAAUAUGCUUCAUUUGGCAUAACUGUUAGAGAGAUGUGAACGAACAUUUUAAUAAGAUUCUUUUGUGAUGUGAACUUCAUUCUUUUCUGCUAAGCCUUAAAGUAUGCAAUUCGCAGUACAAAACUAUCACGUCCAUCUUUAUAAACCGUUUCGUGAGUCGGGAAAUGUUCUGCACAAUUAAAUGCUUGUUAAAAGUGACACACAAACGAUGUUAAAAGUAUCUCAUCAAGAUCACGUGUUGUCGUGUAAAUUUUCACGAUCCUAGAUAUUCUUUGACACGCAUAGCUAAUUGUAUACAUUGGACACGAUCAGUCUACUUAUCUAGAUUACGAAGCUCGAUCAACUUAACGUUCAUUCUACACGAUACAAAAAUGCUGCAUUUCACACACAUACACAGUGACACACUUCCGUUUAAGCACAUCCGCAACAAGUCCUUUCUCACUUGGUGCACACACUGGAAACGUUUGGUUAGCAAUUCUCAGCCUACUAGAUUCGUACGUGGGAACUAAGGUAGUAACAUUGAAACGCUUUCCGUUACUGUGAAAUAAUUGCUGCCAGUCGCCAGAUACAUACGCCAACAGAUCAUUUAGCGUCAUUUUUCUUCCAACGAAUUGUGAAGUUGUUUUGCUAUACCGUUUGUUGCUUAUCGCCUUUUUACCCACUGUGUCCUUACCGUCUUUCGAUGAUAACACUGCUGUUGCUGAUGGUGAUAUAGUGCAUCAUUCAUGUUUUAAUGGGCUAGUUCCUUUGAAUGUUUGUUUAAUAUAGUACCACAGUCUGGAGUUUUGUUCUGCACACUUUUGUUGUUACACUUACAUAAGUUAUACACUGCUAGUUUAUGUUUUCCGUUUUCAUUUUGUGUCGUUUCUACGAAACACAUUCGAACCGGAUUGGCAUAACCCAACAACGGGGCUUGUGUUUUGGAGAAACAGGCGAGAGUUUGUGUCUAGUCAUAGUUUAGUGCUACCAUUAAUUUAAUGUUAAACCACUCAAAAACGAACGUUGACAAUCCCAAUCCACACCAAAAAAAAUAUACAUACACAAGACAUGUAUAUGCAUGCAAGUUCUUUGAUCUGAUGGAAAAGAAAUAUGAAAACGAAAAUCGAAUAAAUCAUGAAGACAUGAUUUUAAUUGAGUUCCCCCCGUGUUCGCGAACGUUAUUAAAAAGCCGUGAGUUUUCUCUCUCGGAUCCCCCUUAAGUAGUUGCAUAUUUUGUUGGAUUUUAUUUAGUUGUUGGUACUGUUUUAAGUUUGCUCCAAUUUUCUGUUAGCGUAUACGAACGAGAGGUAUGGAAGAAUUCGAACACUCGCGGGUGGAUGUGUAAUUUUACAAGAAAAGAAAAAUAUAGUUGCAUUAUGGUUAAU
This is a messenger RNA of Anopheles moucheti, 9074 nucleotides long. RefSeq lists its product as uncharacterized. Bases 204 to 7547 code for a protein of 2447 amino acids. The record is from RefSeq and is a predicted model, not a curated record. The transcript has 8 exons. Lineage: Eukaryota; Metazoa; Arthropoda; Insecta; Diptera; Culicidae.